CUCCAUAAUAAUCAGUAGGGACAUCUAAAGAUUUUAUCAUAUAAAUUUUUUUUUUAGUGCUAAUGGUAAUCGUAUUUUUUUUUUAGCGAGAACUACUCGAGAUUUUCCACUAGUACGCUAUUUUUCACGGUAGUGAAGUAUACUGAUACCUCCGAAAUUUACUGCUAUAACUAUUCAGUACACACAGUGAUACUCUCAAUGAUUAUCGAUAAGGAUUAUGGAACUUCAUUGAGUAACGCUGGACCUAAUAAUUCUCCUUCUACUCCUCGGAAAUCCCGUAGUAAUGAGGAACUGUCCAUACUAUCGCGUAAGGUAAUAGAUCUAUCACCUCAGAAAUCUCCAGGAAAGAGGGGAAUUAUAAAGUUAAACAGUAUAGAUAAUAAUAGUAAUUUAAUAUUAUCACCUGUUAAAACUCCCAAUGGUAGAGCUGGACUAAUAUCUCCUCAGAAGAGAUCAAUGGAUGCGUUAAAUCGAUCAGCAAGAAAGAAAGCUGUGUAUGCUCGAUUAAUGGAUGAAGUUAACGAAAGUGAUGAUGAACCUAAUAAUGCACUUGUUAGACAAGAAAUGGCUCUUGCUGAUAUUAUCAUUAAUAAAAGUCGAAAUAUAACCGAAGAUUCCAGAGGUUAUGGUAGUGAUGUUGAAUUUGAAGAAGAUUUAACGUUAAAUACUCCGAAAACAAGAACAAGAACAAGAACAAGACAAAGACGUAUCAGCUAUAAAGGGUUAGACGAUGAUUUGGAUAGUGAGGAUAGCGACGACAAGUUGUCAGAUCCUGUUGAGGGUGCUGAUAUUUCUUCCAAUGACGAAUCCUUAGCGAAGUCUAAUGGUGAAGAAGAUGAAGAGGAAGAGGUAGAAGAAGAAGAAGAGGAUGACGAUGACGAUGAAGACGUAUUCGAGGCUAAAAAAGCACGUAGAAGAAGAGGUAGUCCUCAACCCAGAAUUAGAAAAACUUCUAAUACUCCUGUAAGUACAAGGAAACGUAAGCUAGAUUCAGGGGUCGAUAGCAAUAACUCCAGUCCUACAAAAGCAAAAGUAGGUAGACCCACAAAAUCUGAUGGUGUUAUUAAGAAGAUCAAAAGUAUAUUUCAACAAGAUGAUGAACUAAUUUUCAAUGAUAAUGCUGAUUCUGUGAAGUCUUCACCAGCUGGACUGCCAAUUAAGACUAAUUCAAGAGACUUUUCCAAUAUAAGUGAUGGACCAAUAACGAUUCCGGUAAUCACAGGUAUAGAAAAGAUAGUAGAAACAGAAUCUAAAGAAAAGCUUGAAUUUGAACCACUACCAAUCCCCACCACAGAUUCUUCAGGAAAAAUUAUAGAUAAAGUUUUCUUGAAUAAAUAUUUCUCAGGAAAGAAAUUCGAAGAAAUCACAAAGGGUAGAUUUUUAGAUGAAAAGGCAUUCUUUUUAGAAGGAUCCGAGGGGUAUUUUGAGCAACAUAGUGGUAGAACUAUAUUAAGUAAUUCAUCACUUUCUCAAUUGGCACCUCAUAUAGAUUAUUCACAAUUCAUUCCAUUAAUUGAUUUAUGUGGAAAAGUUGCCAAACAAGAAAAGGCAUUAUUAGAGAGACUUCAUAAGCUUUUAUAUCAUCAAUGGUGCUUUGAAUUAAGCCAAGGAUUUAAUAUCUUGUUUUAUGGAGUUGGAUCUAAGAUUACAUUAAUUAAUGACUUUGUUCAAAAUUAUUUUGGUAAUUGGUAUAGUGAAUGUUUUGAAUCUGAAAUACCUACUGUAUUUGUUAUAAAUGGAUUUAAUCCAUCAUUAAGUUUUAAAGCAGCUGUUCAUAAAAUUGUAUCAAUUUUUACUGAUGAUGAAUCUUCAAUGCAUUCAAAAAUUCCUAAACAUGUAUCGGAAACUGUACCAUUUCUUAUCAAUUAUUUAUCUGAGAAAAGAUCCAAAAUUUCGUCUUCCUCUUCUAUUAAGCCAAAGUUAAUAUUGGUUAUACAUAAUAUAGAUGGUAAGGCAUUUAGAGAUGAAAAAACUCAAAAUUUAUUAUCACAGUUAUGUGCUGUACCAGAAAUAUGGACCAUAACUUCAGUAGAUAAUAUAAAUUCUCCACUUUUAUGGGAUCUGUUUAAGCUUAAGAAUUAUAAUUUUAUUUGGCAUGAUUUAACAACUUAUGCUUCAUACCUGAUUGAAUCAUCAUUUGGUGAUGUUUUAAGCAUGGGAAGAACUAAGAAAUUAUCGGGUGAUUCUGGUACUAAAUAUGUAUUAAGCUCAUUAACUUCUAAUCAUAGAAACUUAUACAGAAUAUUAUUAGAAAAACAAAUUGAAAUCUUAGAUGGUACGGCAGCUACAGAUGCUACAAGAAAUGGUCUCAAGGGUAAUACCCGUCUUGGAGUUGAUAUGAAACAACUUUAUGAAGAUUGUGUAGAACAGUUCAUUACAUCUGAUGAGAUCAACUUUAGAACGUUACUCGGAGAGUACGUUGAACAUAAAAUGUGUAAGCUAGUAAAGGAUGAAGCUGGGGUGGAGAUUGUAUUUGUCCCAUUCCGUUAUGAUGAAAUGCAAAAGAUAAGAAACGAUCAAUUUGCAGCUAAAUAAUGUUAAGAAUAUUCAUAUGAGCAUUCGUGUUUAUAUGCACUAUCUUAAUUGUACCAAUAUAAUUUAUUUUAGUUAUGUAAUGUAAAUACACAGAUGGAGUGAAAACUUAAAAGUUAAAUCGAGCGCUACCAUAUCGUUAAGUUAAUC
This is a messenger RNA of Scheffersomyces amazonensis, 2682 nucleotides long. Its product is annotated as origin recognition complex subunit 2. Lineage: Eukaryota; Fungi; Ascomycota; Pichiomycetes; Serinales; Debaryomycetaceae. The transcript has a single exon. Gene Ontology annotation, cellular component: nucleus; nuclear origin of replication recognition complex. The record is from RefSeq and is a predicted model, not a curated record. The coding region runs from base 199 to 2535 and encodes 778 amino acids. Gene Ontology annotation, biological process: DNA replication. Gene Ontology annotation, molecular function: DNA replication origin binding.